This is a messenger RNA of Lontra canadensis (Northern American river otter), 4647 nucleotides long. It is a transcript of the gene KDM2A, whose product is annotated as lysine demethylase 2A. Lineage: Eukaryota; Metazoa; Chordata; Mammalia; Carnivora; Mustelidae. The record is from RefSeq and is a predicted model, not a curated record. The coding region runs from base 481 to 3969 and encodes 1162 amino acids. Gene Ontology annotation, biological process: protein demethylation; regulation of transcription by RNA polymerase II. The transcript has 22 exons. Gene Ontology annotation, molecular function: protein binding; zinc ion binding; transcription coregulator activity.
GGCUCGGGCUCGGGCUGCUGACCGCUGGCCCGGGGGAGGCGGGGGCGCCCCGGGCUCGGCGCCGAGGGGUCGCGCUCCCCUCUCCUGACGCCUCCGACUCCCGGUCUCCGAAGCUUGAAGAGGAGGUUUGAUUCAGCAACUGUUUCCUCUUUUUCCGGGUCGCUCUGACCCUCUCUGGAUACUGGGUUGAUCCACGGAAAAAAAAACGAAGACGACGUUUGGGAUUUAAUUUUUGCUCUCAGUUUUUGGAAUCUUUUACUUCUCACUUGGACAAGAACUCACGAGCAAAAUCCCCGAGUUACACACAUCUUGUGUUGGGGUGGAGUGUUGGUUUGGGAAUGAAAAGAUCCAGGGUCUCUAGGAAGGAAGGCGACGAUUGUGUGAGGCUUUCCUAGAGGGUGUUGUAAACCUGGUUCCUAAGGAAGAGGAAGGCAGCCCUGGAGUGGUUUCUUCACAGUAAUUUCAACAGAAGAGUGAGAGAUGGAACCCGAAGAAGAAAGGAUUCGUUACAGCCAGAGACUGCGUGGUACCAUGCGACGACGCUAUGAAGAUGAUGGCAUCUCAGAUGAUGAAAUUGAAGGGAAAAGAACUUUUGACUUGGAAGAGAAACUCCACACCAAUAAAUAUAAUGCAAAUUUUGUUACUUUUAUGGAGGGAAAAGAUUUUAAUGUAGAAUAUAUCCAGCGGGGUGGCUUAAGAGACCCUCUGAUUUUCAAGAAUUCUGAUGGACUUGGAAUAAAGAUGCCAGAUCCAGACUUCACUGUGAAUGAUGUCAAAAUGUGUGUGGGGAGUCGUCGCAUGGUGGAUGUCAUGGAUGUGAACACACAGAAAGGCAUUGAAAUGACCAUGGCUCAGUGGACACGCUACUAUGAGACCCCAGAGGAGGAGCGAGAAAAACUCUAUAAUGUUAUCAGUCUAGAGUUCAGCCACACCAGGCUGGAGAACAUGGUGCAGAGGCCCUCCACGGUGGAUUUCAUUGACUGGGUAGACAACAUGUGGCCAAGGCAUCUGAAGGAGAGUCAGACUGAAUCGACAAAUGCCAUCUUGGAGAUGCAGUACCCCAAAGUGCAGAAGUACUGUCUAAUGAGUGUUCGAGGCUGCUAUACUGACUUCCAUGUGGACUUUGGUGGUACCUCUGUUUGGUAUCACAUCCAUCAAGGGGGAAAGGUCUUCUGGCUCAUCCCCCCUACAGCCCACAACCUGGAGCUGUACGAGAAUUGGCUGCUGUCAGGGAAACAGGGAGACAUCUUUCUGGGUGACCGGGUGUCAGAUUGCCAGCGCAUUGAGCUCAAGCAGGGCUAUACCUUCGUCAUUCCCUCAGGCUGGAUUCAUGCUGUGUACACUCCUACAGACACAUUAGUCUUUGGAGGCAAUUUUUUGCAUAGCUUCAAUAUCCCCAUGCAGUUAAAAAUAUACAACAUUGAAGAUCGGACACGGGUUCCAAAUAAGUUCCGUUAUCCAUUCUACUACGAGAUGUGUUGGUACGUGUUGGAGCGCUAUGUGUACUGCAUAACAAACCGUUCCCACCUAACUAAGGAAUUUCAGAAAGAGUCCCUCAGUAUGGAUUUGGAGUUAAAUGGGUUGGAAUCUGGAAAUGGGGAUGAAGAAGCAGUGGAUCGAGAACCGAGGCGCCUGAGCAAUAGGCGUUCUGUCCUCACGAGCCCUGUAGCCAAUGGGGUCAACCUGGAUUAUGAUGGACUGGGCAAAACCUGCCGAAGUCUUCCAAGUCUGAAGAAAACCUUGUCAGGGGACUCCUCCUCUGACUCUAGCCGGGGCUCCCAUAAUGGCCAAGUGUGGGAUCCCCAGUGUAGUCCUCGAAAGGACAGGCAGGUGCAUUUGACCCAUUUUGAGCUUGAAGGCCUCCGCUGUCUUGUAGAUAAGUUGGAGUCUCUGCCACUGCACAAGAAAUGUGUCCCCACAGGGAUAGAAGAUGAAGAUGCUCUUAUUGCCGACGUGAAGAUUUUGCUGGAGGAGCUUGCCAACAGCGAUCCCAAGUUAGCCCUCACCGGAGUCCCUAUAGUGCAGUGGCCAAAAAGGGAUAAGCUUAAAUUCCCCGCCCGGCCAAAGGUGCGGGUUCCUACCAUCCCCAUCACAAAGCCUCACACCAUGAAACCGGCUCCUCGGUUAACACCUGUGAGGCCAGCUGCCGCCUCCCCCAUAGUGUCAGGAGCCAGGCGGAGACGAGUGCGCUGUCGGAAGUGCAAAGCGUGUGUGCAAGGAGAGUGUGGUGUUUGCCACUACUGCAGGGACAUGAAGAAGUUUGGGGGGCCUGGUCGCAUGAAGCAGUCCUGUGUUCUUCGGCAGUGCUUGGCACCCAGACUGCCUCACUCCGUCACGUGUUCCCUCUGUGGAGAGGUGGAUCAAAAUGAGGAGACACAGGACUUCGAGAAGAAACUCAUGGAAUGCUGUAUCUGCAAUGAGAUUGUUCAUCCUGGCUGCCUCCAGAUGGAUGGAGAAGGGCUGCUUAACGAGGAAUUGCCAAAUUGCUGGGAGUGUCCAAAGUGCUACCAGGAGGACAGCUCAGAGAAAGCGCAGAAGCGGAAAAUGGAAGAGAGUGACGACGAAGCCGUGCAAGCCAAAGUCCUGCGGCCCCUGCGGAGCUGCGACGAGCCCCUCACGCCCCCGCCUCACUCACCCACCUCCAUGCUGCAGCUCAUCCAUGACCCGGUCUCCCCCCGGGGUAUGGUGACUCGGUCAUCCCCUGGGGCUGGCCCCAGCGACCACCACAGUGCCAGCCGCGAUGAGCGCUUCAAACGGCGGCAGUUGCUGCGGCUACAGGCCACAGAGCGCACCAUGGUACGGGAAAAGGAGAACAAUCCCAGCGGCAAAAAGGAGCUGUCUGAAGUUGAGAAAGCCAAGAUCCGGGGAUCGUACCUCACUGUCACGCUGCAGAGGCCCACCAAAGAGCUCCACGGGACAUCCAUUGUGCCCAAGCUGCAGGCCAUCACGGCCUCCUCUGCCAACCUUCGCCAUUCCCCCCGUGUGCUAGUGCAGCACUGCCCAGCCCGAACCCCCCAGCGUGGGGAUGAGGAGGGGCUGGGGGGAGAGGAGGAGGAAGAGGAGGAGGAGGAGGAGGAAGAUGACAGUGCAGAGGAGGGGGGUGCAGCCAGGCUGAAUGGCCGGGGCAGUUGGGCUCAGGAUGGAGACGAAAGCUGGAUGCAGCGGGAGGUCUGGAUGUCUGUCUUCCGCUACCUCAGCCGCAGAGAACUUUGUGAAUGUAUGCGAGUGUGCAAGACGUGGUAUAAAUGGUGCUGCGACAAGAGACUUUGGACAAAAAUUGACUUGAGUAGGUGUAAGGCUAUUGUACCCCAGGCUCUCAGUGGCAUCAUCAAGAGGCAGCCAGUCAGCCUUGACCUCAGUUGGACCAACAUCUCCAAGAAACAACUGACGUGGCUCGUCAACAGGCUGCCGGGACUGAAAGACCUCCUCCUAGCAGGCUGCUCCUGGUCUGCAGUAUCUGCCCUCAGCACCUCCAGCUGCCCCCUUCUCAGGACCCUUGAUCUUCGGUGGGCAGUAGGAAUCAAGGACCCUCAAAUUCGGGACUUGCUGACUCCACCGGCUGAUAAACCAGGUCAGGACAAUCGCAGCAAGCUCCGGAACAUGACUGACUUCCGGCUGGCAGGCCUUGACAUCACGGAUGCCACGCUUCGCCUCAUCAUUCGCCACAUGCCCCUCCUCUCUCGAUUAGACCUCAGUCACUGCAGCCACCUGACAGACCAGUCCUCCAACCUGCUCACCGCUGUCGGGUCUUCCACUCGCUACUCCCUCACGGAGCUCAACAUGGCAGGUUGCAAUAAAUUGACAGACCAGACCCUGAUCUACCUACGGCGAAUUGCCAACGUCACCUUGAUCGACCUUCGAGGAUGCAAGCAGAUCACUCGAAAAGCCUGCGAGCACUUCAUCUCAGACUUGUCCAUCAACAGUCUCUACUGCCUGUCUGACGAGAAGCUGAUACAGAAGAUCAGCUAAAACACGCGCAGCCCAGACUGAGCAGGAAACCGAUCUUCCCCUGACUCCCCAGCCAGGAGAGCCUCUCUCCCCGACCCUGCACGGGCUCUGAGGCCAGCGUCACACUCCCUCUCUGCUCUCCUGUCCCUUGAGCCCUUCCCCUACAGGCGGGGCAGAGAGGGGGCUAGACACCAGGCUUGCCUGCCUGCUCCUCUCCUCCUGAGGAGAAAGGAGUAGCAGACUGAUCCGAAUCCGAGGGGAGAGCACAGGCUGUAUGCUGUCAAGGUGCCUGCUCGCUUGCUCACCUGCCUGUCUGCCCGCUUGUUCACCGGCCGGGAGGCCGGGCUCUCAGUUUGGGGUGUCUGUGCAACCGUCAUCCGUGCUGGGCCCUGGAGCCCUUCUCCCCAUUCAUGGUCCCCAGCCGUGCCUGGUUCUGAGCAAAUUUCCAGGGAAGAAAGCGGCCCUGUCUCCGUGGCCAGGUUCUCCUCGUGGUGUCCCGUGCGUGUCUCUCCUCCACCACACUCUCCCGGCUUAUGCAGGAGGGGCCAGCAGCCCCAGGAAGGCCAGACCCGUGCAGAUCAUACUGGUGCUGUUGAGGUGUCUAAAACCUCUCAUCCGUGUCCACGCUCUGCCCCUUCCUUUAGCUUGAUCCUGUCCGAUGCUCGUGGUAGUUCGCGUAAUGAGGUCACACCCCCCCCC